This is a messenger RNA of Thlaspi arvense, 780 nucleotides long. NCBI's taxonomy places the organism in Eukaryota, Viridiplantae, Streptophyta, Magnoliopsida, Brassicales, Brassicaceae. The record is from the annotation of a GenBank genome assembly.
AUGGAAACAAAAAUAGUGGGUUAUAGAUUUUAUCCAACGGGAGAGGAAUUGAUAAACCAUUAUCUGAAGAACAAAAUUAUGGGUCGAACAUGGUUAGUCGACGAUGUGAUUGGCGAGAUUAACAUUUCUAGUUACGAGCCAGAGUCUUUGCCACCGUUAUCGAAGAUCAAAUCUAAGGAUCAUACAUGGUUCUUCUUCUCUAGGAAAGAGUACACGUCCGCUAAGAAGAAGACAUUCAAGAGGACAACGAGAUAUGGGUAUUGGAAAGCGACAGGUAAGGAUCGAACAAUAUUCAAGGAGAACGACAGAAGAAAUGGUAUUGAGAUUGGUAUUAAGAAGACGUUUGUGUAUCAUCAAGGUAAGGUUUCUAGUGGAAUUAGGACUCCUUGGGUUAUGCACGAGUACCACAUCACUUGCUUGCCUCUUCAUCAGAGGACCUAUGUUAUUUGCAAAAUAAUCUAUAAGGGUGACGUUGGAGACAUCCCAUCUGGUAGUAACUCGAGUCACUCUUUGGUCUUUGAUGACUCAAAUACAGUCGGAGCGAUUAGCACACAGCCUGAAUUGGUACUUGAGCAGCCAGGUGAAGAAAGUUCCACUGGUUUAUCUGUGAAUGAUUUGACAAUGCUAAUGAACGAACAAGAGGAUCUCUGUACGUGGGAUGUAUUGGAUUUGGAGCCAAAUACGUUUUUCACUGACAACAACAACUACAAUAACCCUAACGUGCAGCCACAAACUCCUUACGAUGAUGAGUAUUGGAGUCGGCUGUUUGGUGGGUUAUAA